AUGUCGGAUCUUGACCCCCCAUCUACUCCUCCGGUUCCGGCCAUCAUUUUUCAGGAGGGUACAAACCGACAGCAGUCGGUGGCUGAUCCGGCAAUGGAUGAGCAAGACCCUGUGGUCGAAGAGAUUCCAGAGCUGCGUCGAGGAUGCUUGAUUACCACGACCAGGUAUCUAGCCAGUGAUCUGUCGCCUCUGCAUAGGCUGGAAGAUAUCUUCGCUGACAUGGCGUCCAAGGCCCUCGAAAGGGGAUUUUUGGAUGUCCUCUGUCAACUUGGUAAGCGGCCACUUCGUGUGGCAACGAUGUGUUCAGGAACGGAAGCCCCGUUACUGGCCCUGGACAUGAUUUCAACCGGUCUAGGUAUAGACCGGCAACUUCGUAUCUCGCAUGCCUUCAGCUGUGAGAUUGUUCCGUUCAAGCAAUCAUACAUUGAGCGAAACUUCCGACCCCCACUCCUGUUUCGUGACAUCACGGAACUCGGAGGAGACACGGCGCGAACGGCUUAUGGAUCAUCGGAAUUGGUCCCCGGUAACCUGGACAUAUUGGUUGCAGGAACCGCCUGCGUCGACUUUUCUUCACUGAAUAACCGCAAAAAGACUCUGCAGCAAGAUGGAGAGUCCGGGGCCACAUUUGAUGGUCUGUUACGGUAUGCGGAGAAAUAUCGCCCCCGGUUGAUCAUCCAGGAGAAUGUUCGCAAUGCCCCAUGGGCACAGAUGAAGAAAAUCUGGGAGGGUCUCGACUACAUGUCAGUUGACCUAAAAGUCGACACAAAGCACUACUACAUUCCGCAGACACGUGAACGUGGUUACUUGGUGGUCAUUGACAAGCGUCGUUUGCAAGUGGCGGGUCUCCUUGGAGAUCUUAAGUGCCAGGCUGAUAUUCAAAAACUGGAUCGUACAGUUCGCGAGCUUGUUCGCUCCUUUGAACGACGAGCAAGUGCGCCUGUUGGAAUGUUUUUGUUAUCCGACGACGACCGCCGACUCGAGUCCAUUGAGAAAAGGGCGUGUCUAGAGUUCCGAAGCGACAUCAACUGGCAGAAUUACCAAUCUCGUCAUCAGCGCCAUCGUGAUGAAUUGGAACUGGGCAACGAACGACCAAUCACCCGGUCCCAACCUGGAGUCAAUCUGCUCAAGGUACCCGAUUUCUUCUGGCAUCGUUUCAUGAAAACGCAGCCUGAGAGAGUGUGGGAAACAGUGGAUAUGAAUUUUCUAAAGAGGAUUGUUAGCGGAUACGAUAUGAACUUUAAAGAGCGUUGGAUCGACUUGUCUCAGGGCGUCGAUCGAGGGCGUGACUCUCUUGCUGCAUCUGGAAUCGCUGGUUGCCUGACUCCAAAAGGUAUACCGUUCGUGACAACCCGUGGAGGACCCGUAUCUGGCACAGAGGCUCUUUCGCUACAAGGGCUGCCCUUUGAUCGAAUGCUAUUAACCAGAGAAUCCCAAGGCGACUUAAUGGACAUGGCUGGGAAUGCAAUGACUAGCACUGUCGUCUGUGCAGUGAUGCUUGCGGGUCUGAUAGCUGCGUGCAAAAUUCUUGACAGUGAUGAAGAAUCGACCGAGUCUGCUGUUACCGAGGAUAUCCCGCUCCUGAUCUCCAAAGAUUACAGCCUUGUGAGGAGCAGCCUUGAGGUCGUUUCUAAUCGCCCUGUCAGCCACCAUGAUCUCAAAACACUGUCAGCAAGAACCGUCAUGCGUUGUUCAUGCGAGAGACAGACUGGCAUCAAGGACUCAAUUUUCACCUGCACCCUUUGCGGACACUCCGCUUGUAUUUCCUGCUACGGAAACCCCACGCACUCAUAUCUACGUGAAUACGACUGUCGACUUGAACCAUCAGAGUUCAUCGCAAAUAUCAAAGAUCUUGUUCCCAUGAAGCUUACAUUUUCAGGAUUUUGUGAACAAGAUUUCGAAGCAUUCAAAUCCUUUUACUCCGAUAAAACCCUCUCGGGAUUCUGGGACAACUUCAUGCACACUGUCAAAUCCAUUUGCACCAAUGUUUUCCAAUUCCUAGAAGUCAAGCGUGGAAGGAACUGGCGGGUCAUUUAUCAAGGACCAUACUCCAGCUUGUAUCUUGAUAUUGGACCGGACUCAAUUCAGUGGCUUUUGUAUGCAAAACCACCUGAGUCUGCGAGCUUGAGAAGUCCCAUCCGUGAAGUGCUAGCAAAGCCAAUCGCACGCAUGAGACCGAACAAUGAGUCACUAAUUGAGGGUGACUGGGAGGUGUGUUGCCCCGCGAGCACAGCAUUCAUUGUCAAUAUCACUGGAAUAGAGCGGCAAGUUCGAUCGUUCGAGGCAGAUUGUGGCCUGAAAGGCACCAAUUUCGUUAACAGUCAAGUCUGGACUCAUCUCUACAUUGAUGCACCAGACACCGAUCUCGCGAACCUUGACUGCAACAUUCGAGGAUUUUACGAGGCUCUUCCUCAUUGUGGCACAGCACUUGGAGCAAUGUACAGAAGGAAGGCCACUGAUAGCCAGUCUACUGUUUACCUCUUUCUUGACACGCAAAAGCUCACCCUCCCCAAAGACGAUGCCUGUGUAUUCUCUCUUGAUCACAGCCGCCUUCCUGGGUAUGAGCAAAGAAUGACCAUCGCAGAGUUAUCCCCAACUUGGAGAGCUUUGAAUGCCUCAAAAGAUCCAAGCAAAGUCAAUGCUUACUGUCGACGUUGGGCCAAAGCUCCAAAAAUGAAGUUGAAUGUCCAUUUCGAAAGGCUAACCUACUUUGCCUUGCCACAAGCAACUCAGAUCGAGAUCACAACUUCAAAAUGUCACAAUGCUUACAUCCCCCUCACUUCAUUGUCCGUUCCAACAAUGAUCCAUAGCUUGCCCGACGCAACACCUGAAUGGCAAGCAUGGGAUCCCAUGGUAUCAAUGAGAGAGCUAAAGGGCCUCGCUUGGCUAUUUCCAAAGAUUGCUGGAUGGUCCGACUUCAAGGAAUGGAAUGAAAUUGUAUAUUCCAAAAUUCCGGAACAUGCGCAUGAUGUGAGUGUGAACUGCAACAUCUGCAAUCCUCUUCUCCCCAAUAUCCUCUGGGGACGGGACAGCCAAGAUCGAAUUACUCCUUAUGAGAACCCUCAGGAUGCUGCUACAUAUGAACGUGCUAUUAAAUCUCGACCAUCACCUUUCGUGGUCUUUAGAAGAAUCAAUGAAUACGGAGAAGGCGAAUUGUGCUUCACCCUCAACGUUCAAGCUCUGAUGCACCAAGCGCAUGGAAAAUUGGUUGGCUUCGAACUUCGUGAAAACAUCACCUCUCAUUGGCGACUCCUUCCCCAUGCAUACGAUAUGCAGAAGUCUCAGUUGGGUCAACAAGACAUCGAUCUCAAAUUCACAUUGCUAGACAAUUCAAAAGAUACUCCUUCAUCACAACCCCCCAACUUCCUGUUUUCUCUACGCAAUGAACAGUUGAAAUCACUAAGCUGGAUGAUUUCUCAAGAGUCAGAGGCUAUUGCGCCCUUUAUGGAAGAAGAAGUAGAAGAGUCAAUUCUUCCUUUGAUGCCCUGGCGUGCCGAAGUCAAAGCAACAGUCCCCAAAAUUGUUCGCGGCGGCGUGCUGGCUGACGAGGUUGGAUAUGGAAAGACGGCAAUUGUUCUUGGUUUGAUUGAUGCACAGUACACCAAAGACUGCAAUCGAAUCCCGGAUGAAAGCAACGAGCUGAUUCUCACAAAAGCGACCCUGAUCAUCGUGCCAAAUAACGUGUUCAAGCAAUGGCAUGCGGAAACCAAGAAAUUCCUUGGACAGAAGUAUAAGGUCCUUGCACUGGACUCGAUCAACAAGACUACCAUUCAAGAUAUCCAAGAUGCCGAUAUCGUUAUCCUAUCAUGGAGUAUCUUGGCAAACGACAGCUACUACAACCGGCUUCAAAAAUUUACCGGAACACCUCAAGCUCCAGCAAGAUCAGGUGGAGGAACAGGCCGUAACUUUGACAGUUGGUUCUACAAUGCCAGAACUUCACUUCGGGAACUUGUUGGUAUUUUGAGAUCUGAAGGGCCUGAAGCAUUACUGAAAGAAAUCAAAGCAAGACGCCAGGCAGUUCAAACAGCACAGGCAAAUUUCACAUACGUGCCUUCCAAACGCCUUAAAGGCAAAGCAUUCGCAGCUGCUCAGGAACAAGCAGCCAAUGGCAAAUUUAAUGUAGAAACUACAUCUACAGCCGCUACAGCACAUAUGACCGAGACUGAACAAUCUUUUAAUUCCGAAGAAGUUUUGAACGCUGGUGAUUCUGGAUACGAAGACUCUGAUACAUCGGAUGUUGAUGACAGUGAUCUUGAUGCGAAUGCGAACCAGCACAAGAGAAGAAAAAUCAAACAGAAAAAGAAAAUUCCAGAAGCAAAGCGACAAAAGACUCAGUCUACUAAAUCAGCAGUCUCAGAUGUCAAACCUCCACCCAAAUCGAGCAUCACAGCAAAUGAUGCAACAGCGUUCGGCAUUCGUGCCGGACAGGACUGGCGCACUGUUAAUGCUUUCAUCCACGCCUUCGAUUGGAAUCGUUUGGUCAUCGACGAGUACACAUAUGCCGGGGAAGAACGACAGGUGUCCCUGCUGUCAGUGCAGGCACGCUCCAAAUGGAUUCUCUCAGGAACACCCGGACUCAGUGAAUUCGCUGAUAUCAAGAGUAUUGCGCGAUAUCUUGGCCUUGACCUUGGCAUUGACGACGAUGGCGAUAAUGACAGAAUAUCUCAGAACAAGAGACUGCAAAUGAUCCGGAAGAAUCAUACUGCCGCAGAAGCUUUCCAGAUGUACCAGGUUCCUCGAAGUAAUGCAUGGUACAGAACUCGUGAACAGCAUGCUCAAAUAUUCCUUGACCAGUUCGCACGUCAAAACAUCGCGGAGAUCGACCACAUCCCGCUCGAGACCAACAUUGUCCUCAUUGACCAAACGCCUGAAGAGAAUGAAGCAUACGAGAUCUUGUAUGAUGCAGUGAUGCAAAAUCGAAAGCGCAUCGACGGUCCUUUAAACAACCAUCUUACAAAAAGCCAGUCUCCCCCGGAAGCCCUCAUCAUGUGCUGCACAACGACCCGGAUUGGCAAGCCUCAGUGGGACAUUGAAAAAUGUCGCGUGACGUUGGAAACCAACGUAGCCAGAUCUACAGCCAACUGGGCGAAGCUCGACAACCUAUGUCGACAGGUAAUUGUGGUAGGAUACAACGGCGACGACAACCCGUUCAACUUCUCGUUAUUGACGGAAUUUAUCUCCAAGUCAAACAUUGGAGACUUGCAGGCCAACAGCAGAGUUUCAGAUCUCUUGUUCAAUUGCCAACAGUCAUACGAAGAAUGGAUUGUGCUCAUGGAACACCAGAACGUCGUCACCAAGGUCAAUGAAAGACUCGAAAAGGCUCUCAAUGCAACGGUUGCGAAGAGUACUAGUCAUGGAAAAUCUGCAGACGCAGACGCAGAAAGUACCGACGAUGAUGAAUCAGAAGAACCAUCCAGGAAGAAAAUCAAAAAGACUACUGGCUCCUCUUAUGGAGAUCGCAAACGAGCAUCUCUCGCCAUGAGCAAGACAUUGACCAGCGAUAUCAUGAGUUCAUUAAAGUCGGCCAUCGAAUCCGAUCGCGAGAUCCGCUUCUACAAUGCGUUGCUUGCCAUCCACGCCUUCACUAUCCCACCUUGCAAUGGCUGCGCUAAACAGCAGGACAAUCUUGCUGACAUUGGCAUUCUCCGAACCUGUGGACACUCCCUCUGCAAGGGUUGCACCCAAGCUUCCCUUGAGGCCAAGCAAUGUAUCUGCCUCAAAUGCGACGGGAAGGUGACCGCAGUCUCCAAGGUCAUAUCUGGCCCAUCAGUUCUAGAGGAAGAUCAAACAAGCAAUAGUUCGAAACUAAGCAAGCUUGUCGAAAUUGUCCGUAGCGUCCCGGAGGAUGAACUAGUCCUUGUCUUCGCACAGAUUGGCCAGCUGAUGUCAAUCACGUCGAGUGCCCUUCAAAAGGCCGGUGUUGAGCACCGAACCAUCAUCACCAACAGGGACAUGAAGUUGAUUGAUGAGUUCAUCGAGGGCCCAAAGGCAAAGAAGGGCAAGGCCCAGUCCCCGCGGGCAAAGGCCCUGAUCUUAAACCUCGGCAGCGCAAUGGCAGCUGGACUAAACCUCCAGUGUGCCAACCACGUGGUCUUCCUGUCGCCUCUGUUCGUGGCUUCACAGCCCGAAUAUGCGGCAGGAAUGACCCAAGCUAUCGGCAGGGCCCGGCGGUACGGGCAGAAGCGUACCGUACAAGUCUACCAUCUCCUGGUGAGGGGGACGGUGGAGGUGAACAUCUUCGCCCGGCGCAAUGCCACAAAUGGCAAUGGGACGCUGGUCGAGCGGGAGGGGGUGGCCUGCCUCGUGGAAGAGGAGGCCCUCCUCCCGAACGAUGUUAGGUGCUCGGGGAAGCGGGUGGAGGACGAGAAUGGGAAUGUU
Penicillium nucicola is the source of this 6375-nucleotide messenger RNA. Its product is annotated as putative SNF2 family helicase. The annotation marks the transcript as partial. Gene Ontology annotation, molecular function: ATP binding; ATP-dependent chromatin remodeler activity; methyltransferase activity. The record is from RefSeq and is a predicted model, not a curated record. Lineage: Eukaryota; Fungi; Ascomycota; Eurotiomycetes; Eurotiales; Aspergillaceae. The transcript is spliced from 5 exons.